Molecule: messenger RNA, 2435 nt
Organism: Lactuca sativa (garden lettuce)
Lineage: Eukaryota; Viridiplantae; Streptophyta; Magnoliopsida; Asterales; Asteraceae
Biological process (GO): DNA-templated transcription
Molecular function (GO): transcription corepressor activity
Source: RefSeq, a predicted model, not a curated record
UUUAUUAGCUAUAAUAGCAAUCCCGAACGGCAGAACACCCUAAAACCCCCAAUUACCAAAUCUCGAUUCAGAUAUCUUAGGACAAAGCAACAUCAAUUUGCGCUUGUUCCGUUGUCCGAAUCUAUAAACUGAUGCGAUCAUAAACACAAAUCCACUUCUCAUAAAAGAAUCGGCGUCCUAUUUAUGUAAAACAGGAAUACAGGAUCAAUACACAUGUGAUGCAAAGUUGUGGCGAGUGAGUAGGAGUAAUUUGAAGAAAGAAAUGUCACAAGAUGCUGCUGCUACUGCGAAUCUUCAACUGAGUGAAGUGUAUUGGUCUCUCGUAGCUAAAGCCGAUAAGAAGUUCUCCAAAAUUAGAGACUUGCCCUAUUACGAGCAUCACAGUGUUGUUGCAUCAGGUAUGAUACACACUUCCAUAAAGUAUUCAAAGUUUAUACAAAACUAUGGAAAUUCCAACAAGAAAAUCGACAAAAGCUGGUGGAAUCUGGUCUUAAAAGAUGGGAAAUUGGUGAUAUUGCAUCAAGAAUUGGUCAACUUUAUUUUGGGCAAUAUAUGAGAACAAGUCAAGCCAGUUAUUUAUCAGAGGCUUAUAUUUUUUAUGAAGCAGUUUUAACAAGGGAGUAUUUUAAAGAUGGAUUAUUCCAAGAUCUUAAUCUUGCAAAUAAACAACUGAGAUUUCUUGCUAGAUUUUUGACAGUUUGUCUUGUGUUGAAUCGAAGAGAAAUGGUGUAUCAGUUGGUAAAUCAGCUCAAAAUGUUGGUUUCUGAGAUCAAAAGGGCGUUUCAGGACACUGACUUCAAGGAAUGGAAAAGGGUAAUUCGGGACAUAACCAAAUUUCUUAAAGUUGACACUGCUUUCAUGAAUAUGAGGCCUUUAAGAUACAGCAUUGUGUUAGAUCAUGAUCCAGAUAAUUUACCACAUGUUUCCUUCAUCAAAAGAAAGCUAAGAUUGAGAGAUGCCAUACUUUGCAGCUAUCAUCCAAAUGAGGUUAAGUUCUCAGAGCUGACUAUUGACAAUUUCAGAAUGCUUCAAUGUUUGGAAUGGGAACCAAGUGGCUCUUUUUACCAAUCAAAUGGAAAUGGAAUCUCAAACCCUUGGUCAAACAUUGGUCAAAGUGGGCCCCACCAAGGAUCCAUUCGUGUGAAUUAUUAUUCUCAAGAGAUUUCUGAUCCUACUUUGCCUCCAAAUCCACGUAAAGCAGUCUUGUAUUCUCCAUCAACCACACACUUCAUAGCUGUUCUUGCUACACUGUGUGAGGAGCUCCCUGCUGAUGGUGUUCUGUUGAUAUAUUUAUCUGCUUCAGGUGCAUCAAAUUAUGGUGCUGAUAACAUUCAGACUAAUAUGACUCAAUCAGAUGCUGUGUGUGAUAAUAGUCUUGGAGGCUUAAAUAUUGGCUCUCAUGGAAAUGGAGUGUUUAAUUUGAUUUAUCCUUGCGACUUGCUACCAUUUACAAGAAAACCACUUUUCCUUAUUAUUGAUAGUGACAACAGUAAAGCUUUUCAGGGAAUAAACAAGGGAGAAAAAGGAGAACCAAUUGCAAUUCUCCUAUCUCCAACCUCUUCAUACCCGACACCACACAAUAAUACCAUAGACCCUCGCAUACCCAAUGGAAGCCAAUUCACAAGUUUUCUCACAUCCCCUUUGCAAUCUCUUAUCAUCCUACUUGGCUUUUCCAGCUCCGACAUCCAAAUCCAAAUGGAGAAUCUUAACAAGGCACAGAAUAUUCUUUCUUCGUGUUUGGAUAAGUGGGGAGAAAUGUUGGCAUCUUUAGACACAAUUCAUCCCGUUUGGGCUCAAGUUUUGGAAGAUCCGUUCAUUAGGAGACUCCUUUUAAGGUUUAUAUUUUGUCGGGCGAUUUUAUCACUAUAUGCUCCUAUUUCGGGUAAAAAAGAAUAUGUUCCGGAAUGUUCACCUCCCCUUCCAAAUGCUUUCUUACCUACAACGCCUCUAUCUAUUGAAACCAUUUCACAAAUAGCCGAUAUUUUUGGUGCAACAACUAUGUUCAACAUCUAGCACUAUGCUAAAUCAUUAGGGUAUUUACGUCUUUUGUACACACAAGACAUCCAGAGUGAGGUUGAGGAACGAAAAAAAAAAUCAUUUUUCCAUCCUACGAAAUCAAUCUGAUGCAUAUCAAACACAGUACAAAUAUGUAAGAAAUAGACGUUGGGAAACUAAUGUUGGUUGGGUCACACUUUGGGACUUGUUUUUUUUGAGUAAUAGUUGUGAAAAGAUAAGAAAUACAUAAUUGUGAUUACUCAUUACUUUUAAAGAGGUGUAGUGUGUAGUAAGUGUAAAUGUGUAGAUCUUAUAGUACAUUUUACACAUGACUCGAUUACACGUGUGGUUUGAGUGAUAUUAUUGUUAUUAUUGUUUCGGUUUGAUUUAAUGUAGGAAGAAUGACGUUGAUAUUCUUAAACUAUUAUUUUCUAUGGACA